Molecule: messenger RNA, 756 nt
Organism: Vigna radiata var. radiata (mung bean)
Lineage: Eukaryota; Viridiplantae; Streptophyta; Magnoliopsida; Fabales; Fabaceae
Product: receptor-like protein 12
Exons: 2
Biological process (GO): hormone-mediated signaling pathway
Cellular component (GO): plasma membrane
Molecular function (GO): protein binding
Source: RefSeq, a predicted model, not a curated record
AUGCUUAGCGUCAAUGGCGGGGCAAAAGGCUUAUCACAGUAUUAUAAGAAUGAGCAGAUAGGUGGCAUGCUUUUUGUUUCCAAUUUCCAUCUUCUUAUCUAUGUUUUCGUUUUUAUGGGCUCUGCUUUUGAGUUGGGAUGCGCGUCUACACCAUCGCAGGUUCAGUUGGAAGCAAACGCUAUAAUGAAUAGUGGAUGGUGGCACCUGUCCCCCUCACAGUCACUUCAUAUAUGUUCAUCGAUUGAUGGUAUACAUUGCAAUGAUGCUGGAAGUGUAACUCGUAUCAUAUAUAGGUAUCAGGAAGGGCCUAUUCAAUUGGCAACAUUAAAUCUCUCUGCUUUCAAGAAUUUGGAACAUCUUGAGGUCGUCGAAUCUAGUCUAUACGGGACUAUUCCAUCUGAAAUUGGAAAUCUUUCCAAUCUCUAUUUUCUUGAUUUAUCCCACAAUUCUCUUCAAGGUGAAAUAUCUUCAUCACUAGGAUAUCUAACCAAUCUAUGGACCCUAAUAAUCUCUAACAACAAAAUCAAUGGAACCCUUCCCAUUUCACUUUCAAACAUCAAGCUGCUUCAAAAUAUUGACAUUUCACACAAUCUACUGACUGGUUCCCUUAAACUUUUCUCAGUUGAAUAUUUUCCAUUCUUGGAACGUCUAGAUCUAAGCUACAAUGGUAUUUCCGGAGUGGUUCCUAUGCUCCUUUGUGGUAUCCUUUACCUAAACCUUUCCUUCAAUAAUUUGAAUGGUCCCAUUCCAAAUUGU